AUGCCCAUUGAAUUGCGAGCUGAGCUUUUCUUCCGGCCGGAUCCCGCAUGUGAGGAGAAUAAUUAAUAUCAAAUUAAAGGUCGUCGCUCGGUUUUGAGUGUAUGAGAAUAAUUAGAAUUCUCAGAAGAUGCCGACGCCGUCGAUCCCAUUCGCCGGCAUUAAUGCUUUAGCUGUAUCUGUAUCUGUAUCCAACAAUGAGAAGCACCUCAAUCUAACGUUCUCCGACGACUACAAUAAUGAAGAGGAUUCUUCAUAAGACGCUGGUGCAGAACGCCGCCGUGAGGGCCAUCUUCAAAUCCAAGCCUCGCCGCCCCAAGAGUCCCGCCGAAACCGUCGCCCAAACCAUCUCCUUGCUCACCGCUCUCCAUUCCUUUGACGAUCAGAAUGGCACCAAACGUUUUGAUAAGAUGGGUGAAAUCGACACCCUAAUGCAUGAGAUGAAAUCGAUUUUAUAUGGGAAUGCUGAAUCUGUGCCUGCUGCUGAAGCCUGUUCCCAAUUGACUCAGGAGUUUUUUAAGCAUGACACAUUGCGCCUCAUCAUCAAUUGUCUUCCUAAGCUCAAUUUGGAGGCACGCAAGGAUGCUGCGCAAGUUGUUGCAAAUUUGCAGAGCCAGCCUGUUAAUUCAUGCUUGAUUGCUUCUGAUUACUUGGCAGAGAACCUAGACAUUCUGGAUAAUUUGAUUAUUGGAUAUGAGGAUUCGAUUCUUGCUUUGCACUAUGGAUCAAUGUUGAAGAAGUGUAUUAGGCACCAGGUUGUUGCAAGGUAUGUUUUGAAGCCAGAGCAUGUAAAGAGGUUUUUUGGCUAUGUCCAAGUUCCUGAAUUCGAUGUUGCUGCAGAUGCCACAAGCACUUUUGAGGAGCUUUUGACAAGGCAUAAAUCUACAGUGGCAGAAUUUCUUUCUGAAAAUUAUGAUUGGUUUUUCGCUGAAUUCAACGCACAACUGUUGGAAUCUCCAAAUUAUAUUACAAGAAGACAAGCAGUCAAGCUUCUAGGAGAAAUUCUGCUUGAUCGUUCAAAUUGCAGUGUGAUGGUGCGCUAUGUGAGCUCGUUGGACAACAUGAUGAUUCUAAUGAAUCUUCUGAGGGAAACUAGCAAGUCCAUCCAGCUAGAUGCGUUUCACGUGUUCAAGCUUUUCGUGGCUAACAAGAACAGACCUGCUGAAAUUGCGAGUGUUCUGGCGAACAACAAGGACAAGCUCCUUCGUCUCUUGGAGGGCUUAAAGACAGACAAAGAGGAUGAAAUAUUCGAGACUGACAAAGCUGAGAUCAUGAAAGAAAUUACUCAACUGGAUUCGCCAGGACAAUCUGGUGUUGGGGGAGAUCUGUUUUCAACUCCGUUUUCCUCCUCGGAAGCACUGCAGGGAAUCCCCUCAUCGUUCGAACAAGAAUAAUGCAUCCUCCCAGAUGCUCUGUCUGUCGGGCCGAGGCGUGGGGCCCUUGGGUUAGAGACUCAACCUUCCAGAAAGAAAGAAUAAUGCAUGAGCUGAGCUUUACACACCUACCCUGCAGCUAGCAAACAACAUUAAUUAUUUCAUUUCAUUUGGUAGGGUUUAUCAUAUAUAUUAUAUUUAUAUAUAUAUAUACAGUGAUUGAUUCUUUUUUAGGUUCAAAUCUUUUCAGCACGGAAAUUCAAUUUUGUGGCUGUAACCCCGGCCUGCUAUAGUUCCAGCCAUACAAUUAAGAUUGUAGUUUCUCAGAUCCGAUAGGUUAAGAAUCAAUACAACUGUCAUGUUGUAUGUAUACAUGAAAGUUUAGGCUUUUAUUAAUAGUCCACUGAAGAAGGUGGCUAUUGAGUAUUGACAUUGAGGAUUGAAUUUAAGUCAUUUUGAACAAAAUAAAUAUAUAUCUUUUAAUAUUAAUUUGAUUGAUUUUAUUUCUCCCAA
Messenger RNA from Ipomoea triloba (trilobed morning glory), 1883 nucleotides. RefSeq names its product putative MO25-like protein At5g47540. The transcript is spliced from 11 exons. Gene Ontology annotation, biological process: intracellular signal transduction. The record is from RefSeq and is a predicted model, not a curated record. Gene Ontology annotation, molecular function: protein serine/threonine kinase activator activity. NCBI's taxonomy places the organism in Eukaryota, Viridiplantae, Streptophyta, Magnoliopsida, Solanales, Convolvulaceae. The coding region runs from base 237 to 1391 and encodes 384 amino acids.